Molecule: messenger RNA, 3283 nt
Organism: Styela clava
Lineage: Eukaryota; Metazoa; Chordata; Ascidiacea; Stolidobranchia; Styelidae
Source: RefSeq, a predicted model, not a curated record
GUGAAAGAUUUUUGCGUUUUGCGAUAUAACUUUGUAUUUCGGAAGAUGGUGUAAUAAAAUUAUUCGUAAAUAAUAUUUGAUCUAAAUUAAUCCAAGUUACAUUUAACACCUGGCUUUUGGUUUACAUGAAUCAUAUUUUGGGAAAAAUCGCAGGUCGCGAAAAUGCUUUAAUUAAAGUAAAUUGAAGCAGGGCACGUCUGUAAAAAUUAAAGAUCGUUGCAGUUAGUUUAUCUCGGAAUGUCACCAGUCGGCACAAAUAAUUAUUGUUAUACGCUAACUAGAUAAUAAAGCGGGAAAACGCAAAAAUGGUGCAAUAACGACUUUUCGCCGUAAUGUGUUCAUCGCCGUCAUCUUGUCAUUAUGUUGUGAAUACGCCGGGUGAGAUUACCGUAUUUCAUGUUUACCGAUUUUGCGGGUUCUUUACGAGAAAACACAAGUAUAAUUAAACGAAAGAGAUUUCCACGCGAGAGAAAACGCUCGUCUUUGAUUAAUAAAUUAGAAACAGGAAAUACAAAAAUUUCCAUGCUAGAGAAAACAAUUGACGCAUGGCGCCGGGGAGGCGGAAACCGAAUCCUGUUAUCGGAUCCUGUUGGAUUCGAAUCCUCUGGAUUCGGUAUUCUAUAUUGCCCAUCCCUACUUGCUGAUGACUUUUACAAUUUGAAAUCGUAUUUUGUAAAUAUACAAAACUCCAAAUUGUGCUGCGUAUAUCAGUAUUUGUUUGAAUUUAUGUCGUCUCUCAAGUUUAACAUGGGAGCAUAUUUUUGCAUCAAAUAUUUGACAGCUUUAAAAAAUCACUUGUGGAGAAAUAUCUAGAAGAGUGUAUUAACCUGACUUACAAAAUAAUUGUUUUAAUUCAGCCUUUUUCUUCCUCUUUCCAGGAUUAAAUUUAUCAAGAUACCCGGAUUUCAAGGCAGUUUAGGAUGACAAGCGUUUCCUCUCCUGUCUUGCUGAUUACAAAGGCUAAAUAAAUAAAGUUUUAUAAUACCAAAUACAGAUAAUUUAGUUAACCCUUUCCAUGUAUAUACAUAAUGUAGUUUCUAUUUAUACUCAAUGGUGGAUGUAACAAAAUAACCAAACAUGACACUGAAGCUCCUUGAAGAUUAAUUGACUACCAACUACAAACAAAUGCAGCAAAUUAUAGAAAUAUGGAGACCCUCACUGCGAAAAAAUUUCAUGUUUGUGAACAUUGCGGAAGGUCAUUUAGAACUAAAAGUCAUUUAGUAAUACAUACAAGAGGCCAUACAGGAGAGAAACCCUUUGUCUGUGAGUUUUGUGGGAAGUCUUUUGCAAAGUUAGAGCAUUUAACGGUUCAUGAGAGAAUUCACACAGGAAUGAAGCCAUAUACUUGCAAUUUUUGCGGGAAGUGUUUUGCCCAAUCUGGAAGUUUGCAAAAGCAUACCCAAACACAUACCAAUGAAAAACCAUGUACUUGUGAACAAUGCGGAAAAUCUUUUGCUCAAAGUGGGUAUUUGAAAAGACAUAUUUUAGUACACACUGGAGAAAAACCUCAUACUUGUAAACAUUGCGGAAAAUGUUAUUCAAGGAGAGACGCUUUGAAAAAUCAUCUAGUACUUCACACUGGAGAAAAACCUUACUCUUGUAAACAGUGUGGAAAAUCUUUCACAACGUUGGGGUAUUUGAAAGUUCAUGUGCGAAUCCACAAAAGCAAGAAACCAUAUGCUUGUAAAUAUUGUGGGAAGCAUUUUGCCAUGCCCGGAUAUUUGACGAGGCAUAAUAAAAUUCACACCGAGGAAAAACCAUUUACUUGUGAGCAUUGCGGAAAAGGUUUUAAACGGAGUAGCCAUUUGAAAGAACACAUCUAUAUUCACACUGGAGAAAAACCUUAUGCCUGUAAACAGUGUGAAAAGUGUUUUAAAACGUCCAGUCAAUUGAAAGGUCAUGUGCGAAUUCACUCAGGAAUCAAGCCAUAUGAAUGCAAAUCCUGUGGGAAAUGUUUUACCCUGAGCGGAGAUUUGGCAAAGCAUAUGCGAAUUCACAGUGGUCUAAAACCAUUCAAAUGUCAGCAUUGCGGGAAAUGUUUUGCAAGGAAUUGGCAUUUAAAAGAACAUAUCUUCAGUCACAUGGCAGAAAAACCUCAUGUCUGUAAUCAGUGUGAAAAGUGUUAUAAAACGUCCACUCAAUUAAAGGCUCAUGCACUAACCCACACAGGAAUCAAGCCACAUAAAUGCCAAACAUGUGGAAAGUGUUUCACCAUGGCUUGGGAUUUGAAGAAGCAUACACGAAUUCACACUGGGGAAAGACCUUUCACUUGUAAGCAUUGCGGGAAAAGUUUCAUGAGGAGUAAUCAUUUAAAACAACACACCUUGACGCACAUUGAAGAACGACCACAUCCCUGUAAACAUUGUGCGAAGUGUUUUAAAACGUCCAGUGCAUUAAAGGCUCAUCAAGUGCGAAUGCACACAAAAACCCUAGCCGAAGAUUCCGAAUCUACACUUGAAAAAACCGUUCACUCCUGAACAUUAAAAGUGAAUGAACAUCAAAAAUGAUUUUCGGACCCCGCGGAAAUAAUUAUGUCAUUCUGUGAUACAAAAUGUUUGCUCAAUUACCUCUAAUUACUAGCAAAAUAUUUAUUUAAAGCAAGUCACAAUAGAUUUUUACAUUGGUGUGUUAACGUUGUAGAUUUAACUAGAUAUAUGUUUGAGCAUGGAACGGAAAAAUGCAUUCGCACCUCAUUCUAGGAUUUUCGGAUUGUUUGUUUACAUGCUGCAUCACACGCACAGCGAAUAUUUAAUUCACUGUUUUAUUUUUGAAAUAAUUGCACGCAACCUGAAUACCAAAUGAAACGCCUGAGUAAUGACCGCCGUUAAUAUUCAUGUUUAUUUGUUUGUGACUUGUUUUCUUUUUUCUUUGGUAAGUGAACGCGUUCAAUACGUUUUAAACCUAUUUUAUUAGAAUUUGUUCACUUUCCAGAUUAUUCGCCUUAAUCUUUUGUGUAUAUAUGUUUUUUUUUGUUUUUACGAAUGAAUCGAAAUAAAAUCUCAUCUUAUUUAUUAUCUCACUGAUCAACAUCAUUUUUGUUCACGGAAUUUUAUGAUCAUUUUGUGUGCCUUGAAUAAUAACUUAUUAUUUUUUGUUCAUUAUAAUUUGUAUUUAUUGUUUUAGGAUAAGUUAUUUCUAUUAUUGGAAGCUUCAAGAAAACAAAAUAUAUAUGCAAUAUAAUGAAAUGAUAAAUACAAUAUUUAAAAUUUGUCAAAAUAGUUGGAAAGAUUUCCCGCACGAAUAUGUGCGUCGUUCUACUUUGCACUACAUUCAUUGCGCAUUG